AUGGCUUCACACCUCAAAGGCUCCUUUCAGCCUCUGUCACCAGAAAAUGGUGGUGAGGUAGAAAACAUAGAGUUUAUUCAAAGCCGGGUUUCUCCUGUGCAGUGGGAAGAAGACAUCUCUAACUCUGCUAGUGUUUGCCUCAACUUUUUCCAAAAUGACAAUGGCUCCUGUGCAAAGCAGGAGUUGCAAACACUCUGGGAGAUGUUUACCUCAUGGUUGAAGCCAGAAGAACAGACCAAGGAGCAAAUGAUUUCCCAGCUGGUCUUGGAACAGUUUCGCAAAAUCGGGCAUUCCAAAGAUGAGUUGGCUGUAAAAGAGUUGUGGGAAUCAAGUGGACGAAACCUGGGGAAUCUCAUGUGGGGACUGACUGACGAGUGCUUGAAGCCUCCUGUCAUGGUUCAUGUCUCCAUGCAUGGGCAGGAAGCACUCUUUUCUGAGAACAUGACAUUAAAAGAAGUCAUUGAGCGUUUUAAAGAACAACAAUUGGUAACAGCAUCAAUUCUAGAGAAUGAAAGGACACACUUGUUGAUAUCCCAGGACAGAUUACAGGAAACAGAUAAUUUUUAUGAUCGCAAUGAGGGAGCUGUUUCUGAUGAAAUCCCUCUGGAUCUCAGAACACGGCAGGAUGCUGCCAGGUACCAGGAAGAAUCUCAGAGUGCAUCUUCUUCUGGAGAUGUUCCCAUGGUGCAGGUACAACCAGGGAUUUCCUCCAGACCAGGGCAGACUGAAGACUUCCAGAAUCAUGCAGCAAACUGCACAUGUGACGGUCACCACAAGAGACUCCACAGAGACACAAACUCUAAUCUUUCUGUUCAUGAGAAAGUACAAAAGAAGGAGAGAUCACUUGUAUGUACAACAUGUCAUAAAGGCUUCUAUACUGUCUCAGACCUGAGAGUCCAUGAGAUCAUACACAAGGAAGAGAAGCCUUUUGUAUGUCCUAUAUGUGGAAGGCCAUUCAGCCAUAAAACCAACCUGAAAGUUCACAAGAGGAUACAUACAGGAGAGAAGCCCUACACUUGCUCCAAGUGUCAGCAUAGUUUCCGCCAAUCGUCCUCAUACCACCGUCAUCAGAGGAAUUGCCACAAAUCAGACUGA
This is a messenger RNA of Microtus oregoni (creeping vole), 1095 nucleotides long. Its product is annotated as zinc finger and SCAN domain-containing protein 4-like. The record is from RefSeq and is a predicted model, not a curated record. The transcript is spliced from 3 exons. Gene Ontology annotation, biological process: regulation of transcription by RNA polymerase II. NCBI's taxonomy places the organism in Eukaryota, Metazoa, Chordata, Mammalia, Rodentia, Cricetidae. Gene Ontology annotation, molecular function: RNA polymerase II cis-regulatory region sequence-specific DNA binding; DNA-binding transcription factor activity. The coding region runs from base 1 to 1095 and encodes 364 amino acids.